Elephantulus edwardii (Cape elephant shrew) is the source of this 927-nucleotide messenger RNA. RefSeq names its product olfactory receptor 4N4-like. The transcript has a single exon. Gene Ontology annotation, cellular component: membrane. Bases 1 to 927 code for a protein of 308 amino acids. The record is from RefSeq and is a predicted model, not a curated record. NCBI's taxonomy places the organism in Eukaryota, Metazoa, Chordata, Mammalia, Macroscelidea, Macroscelididae. Gene Ontology annotation, molecular function: G protein-coupled receptor activity; olfactory receptor activity. Gene Ontology annotation, biological process: G protein-coupled receptor signaling pathway.
AUGGAGAUAAGAAACAAUACCGUGGUGACAGAAUUCAUCCUACUUGGUCUGACUCAGUCCCAAGAUAUUCAGCUCCUGGUUUUUGUGCUGAUUUUAAUUUUCUACCUCAUCAUCCUGCCUGGAAAUUUACUCAUUAUCUUCACUAUCAGAUCAGACCCUGGUCUCUCAGCUCCUCUUUAUUUCUUCCUGGGUAACCUGGCCUUCCUGGAUGCGUCUUAUUCCUUCAUUGUGGCUCCCAGGAUGCUGAUGGACUUUCUCUCUGAGAAGAAGGUGAUUUCUUACAGAGGCUGCAUCACUCAGCUCUUCUUCCUGCAUUUUCUUGGAGGAGGAGAGGGGUUACUUCUUGUUGUGAUGGCCAUUGACCGCUACAUUGCCAUAUGCAGGCCCUUACACUAUUCAACUCUCAUGAAUCCUAAGUCCUGCUAUAUGUUACUAUUGGCUUUGUGGUUUGGGGGCCUUGUUCACUCCAUUAUCCAAGUCAUUCUCAUCCUCCGGCUUCCUUUCUGUGGGCCAAACCAGCUAGAUAACUUCUUCUGUGAUGUUCCGCAGGUCAUCAAGCUGGCUUGCACAGACACCUUCGUAGUGGAGCUCCUGAUGGUCUUCAACAGUGGCUUGCUCACCCUCCUGUGUUUUCUAGGCCUUCUGGUCUCCUAUGCAGUCAUCCUCUGCCAUGUACAUAGAUCCUCUUCUGAAGGAAAAAACAAGGCUCUAUCCACAUGCACAACUCAUGUCAUUAUUAUAUUUCUCAUGUUUGGACCUGCCAUCUUUAUCUACACUCGCCCGUUUAGGGCCUUGCCGGCUGAUAAGGUGGUUUCCUUCUUUCACACUGUGAUUUUCCCUUUGAUGAAUCCUGUUAUUUAUACUCUCCGCAACCAAGAGGUGAAAUCUUCCAUGAAGAGACUAUUGCACAGGCACACAUUCUGUUAA